This is a messenger RNA of Anoplophora glabripennis (Asian longhorned beetle), 6621 nucleotides long. Its product is annotated as endoribonuclease Dcr-1. Bases 52 to 5511 code for a protein of 1819 amino acids. The record is from RefSeq and is a predicted model, not a curated record. Gene Ontology annotation, cellular component: cytoplasm; RISC complex; nucleus. NCBI's taxonomy places the organism in Eukaryota, Metazoa, Arthropoda, Insecta, Coleoptera, Cerambycidae. Gene Ontology annotation, biological process: pre-miRNA processing; rRNA processing; apoptotic DNA fragmentation. Gene Ontology annotation, molecular function: ribonuclease III activity; deoxyribonuclease I activity; protein binding. The transcript is spliced from 6 exons.
UAACCUUAAAACCAUUCAGUAAAUCCCAAAAUAAAUAUAAAUAUACAUAUAAUGGCAUGUUAUUUGAAUGAGAAUGUGUAUACACAUACAUUUACUCCUAAGGAGUAUCAAGUGGAAUUAUUGGAAUCGGCAAAAAAAAGAAAUACAAUAGUAUGUUCGAGUACUAGUUCUUCAAAAGCUUUCACAGUAGUGAAAUUACUGCAAGAAUUCUCAUGGCAAAUGCGAAAGAUCCCUAGCAAAAGAGCUUUAUUUAUUUUAGAUUUACAGAAUGUACCUAUUAUGACAUGCCAUGUUAAAUAUCUGACUGAUUUAAAUGUUGUAAGUAUCACAAAAAGUAUUGAAGAAAUAGAACAUAUCAAGGAGUAUUUAAAUAAUUAUCAAGUAAUAAUAACUACUGCGGAAAUUUCUGUAGAAAUAUUAAGUCGUGAGGAUGUUAUAGAGGAUUUGGCUUAUUUCAAUCUCUUAGUUAUCGACGAUUGUCUUUAUGGUCAUCGUCAAACAUUCAUAAAAUUUAUUAUGAACAAAUAUAGAAAUUUACCCAAAGACAAACCACGAAUUCUUGGUUUAACGACAGGACUGUUAGGGUUGGAAUUACAACCAGACCGAUUAGAAGCAGAGCUAAGGCGCCUGGAAAAAUUGCUAAAUUGUUCUGUAGAUACAUCAUCUGAAAUAGUAACCUUAAUUCGCUUAUCCUGUCGUCCACGGGAAAAUAUUAUCGAAUGUUCACGAUUUCAACAGUUCGAUUUGCAUCUUAGUAUAAAAUCUAUAGUGAAUUACUCAAAAUUGUUUUUAUUAGAGCACCGUUAUGAUCCUAGUGAAAUAUAUGAUGACGAACUCUUAGAAGAGCUGAAAGAAGUACCUAAUCCAAAAGACACUCCAUUGCAAUUACUGAAUGAUUUCCUAGAGAUUCUCGAAGAUUUAGGACCAUGGGGUGCUGAUAAGGCAGCUCUGCAUAUUCUUUCAAAAAUAGAAAAAUUGAAAGUUAAAGUCCCUUAUGAAAGACACUACCUCUUACUUUGUAUGAUUUCGUCGACACUGGUUACUGUCAGGGCAGCUUGUGAUUAUGAGUUUGAAAAAUUAGAUGAUCCAGAGAGAUUAAGACAGUACUCUACACCUAAAGUUUUAAAAUUCAUUGAAAUUUUAAAACAGUUUAAACCUCCUGGAGAAAAACCAAAUAGUGCAGAAAAGGUAACUGAAACAGAUAUUCCUACUAAUGCAAGAGGAAAGAGUAAAACUUCAAGGAGAUCUUUUGUUUCAAGACCGCAGAGUGAAGAAAUUUUGUGUGCGCUCAUUUUUGUUCAUAAUCGCUAUAAGGCAAAAGCGAUUUUCGCACUAUUAUGCGCUUUAUCCCAAACGGAUGAUGACUUCUGGUGGGUAUCAACAUUAUUUUCUGUUGAGAAGGUCGCAGAUCCAAUAAGAGAACCUCGAGAGGCCGAACAUGAACAUAAGACUCAGGAAGAGGUCUUACGAAAAUUUAGAUGCCAUGAAUGUAAUAUAUUAGUAACUACUUCUUUAUUGGAACAGGGCUGUGAUUUACCAAAAUGCAAUCUAGUUAUAAGAUUUGACUUACCGAAAACAUUCCACAGUUAUAUUCAAAGUAAGGCAAGGGCUCGUGCGACUGAUGCUUAUUAUAUUUUAUUUGCGAACGAAGACGAGAUACCGUCAUUUGUUUCAAAUUUAGCAGAAUAUAAUGAAGUCGAAAAUACCUUGUUGAAAAGAUGUAGUAGUUUAGAGCCUGAUAAAGAGGAGGAACUGUUGGCAGAUGCUUACUCUACUUGCUGCAAACCAUAUCAACCAUUACCAGAAUACGGAGCACCAUGUGUCACACUGGAAAAUGCUAUUCCUCUGUUAAAUAAGUAUUGUGCCAAAUUACCAAGUGAUACAUUUACUCGCCUAACACCUUUGUGGUAUGAGGAAAAAGACUUAUCUGGACAAUGUAUUUGCCACAUUAGACUUCCUAUUAAUUCACCCGUUAAACAGACGGUUACCAGUCCUCCGAUGCCUAACAGCUUACUUGCUAGACGUGCUGCUGCUUUCAUGCUUUGCCAACUUUUACAUAAGACAAAAGAGUUAGACGAUUAUUUGCAACCGAUAAAUAAAGAGAAUUUUCGUGCAACGGAAGAUGAUUGGAACAAUUUCACUCUCGAUGAGCCAGAUGAUGAAAAUUCUGAUAUUAGACCAGGUACCACUAAAAGACGUCAGUAUUAUUAUAAACGAAUUGCUGAUGCUUUACUCAAUUGCCAUCCAGUUGCUGGCCAACCUACUUAUUUUUAUAAAAUAAUUAUGACUCUUACGUGUCCACUUCCAGAGGAACAGAACACCAGGGGUAGAAGAAUAUAUCCACCAGAAGAGUCCCCGCAAGGUUUCGGGAUUCUAACUUCAAAGGAAAUACCAAAGAUAUCUGCUUUUCCAAUAUUUACUAGGUCAGGUGAAGUAUGUGUGGAUUUGGAACUGAUUUCACAGAGCAUAGUUUUGAACAAUGAUCAAAUAAAAAGGAUUAGAGAAUUUGUGAAUUACACAUUUACGAGUGUGUUAAGACUUCAAAAAUAUUUAAUGCUUUUCAACCCAGAUGCCUCCUCCAAUAAUUAUUUAAUAGUACCUACGCUUAAUGCUGACGGUGGGGUCGAAGUUGACUGGCAAUUUGUAGACUUGAUUUUUGAAAAUUUGACCACUGUUCCUGUGAUAAUACCAGAUGAUGAUAGGAAAAGCUAUGUUUUUAACGCAGAAGAAUAUCGAGAUGCUGUUGUUAUGCCUUGGUAUCGUAACCAAGAUCAGCCACAAUAUUUUUAUGUUGCAGAAAUUUGUCAUAAUCUUAAUCCAACAUCUGCCUUUCCUGGAUCAGAAUAUGCGACAUUUGAGGAGUAUUAUUUAAGAAAGUAUGGUAUUCAGAUACAGAGUUUAACUCAGAACUUGCUAGAUGUUGACCACACUUCAGCUAGAUUAAACUUUUUAACUCCACGAUAUGUUAACAGAAAAGGUGUUGCUUUACCAACAAGUAGCGAAGAAACAAAAAGAGCUAAAAGAGAAAAUUUAGAGCAGAAGCAAAUAUUAGUUCCGGAACUUUGUUCAAUACAUCCCUUCCCUGCGUCACUCUGGAGGAAAGCUGUUGCCUUACCAUGCAUACUCUAUAGAAUUAAUGCAUUGCUUUUAGCUAAUCAAAUUCGAGAAACAGUGGCUUUUGCUUUAAAUUUAGGCAAAGUUAAGUUACCUGAAGAUUUUAAAUGGCCCUCUUUAAAUUUUGGUUGGAGCUUAUCAGAUGUAUUGAAGAAGUCUAGAGAAGACGAGCUUAAAAAACAAGAGGAGAAAUUAAAAUUACUGGAACAGAGGGCAGAGGAGAAGCUGCAAGAAUUGAAAAUAACUGAAAUUAGUGACGAUAUGAAGACGGAACAAACUGAAUCGCCUUUGGAAGAAAGCGAGGAUGAAAAUUCAAAUGACGAGAAGUGGAUAGAGAUUGGAACAUGGUGUAAUGAAAUGGCAGAAGUGACUGAUACAGUUGGUACGAGCGCUGUAGUGCGCUAUGCUUCGCCGACUAGUUGGUUGAAUUUAGAUAAUAUUUAUGACGAUUUUUCUGAUACCGAUUCAGAUUUAACAAUUGAAGAUUCAGGAUCCGAAUGGGGUGGAUUAAGAAUUGAAUUUACUGGUGAUCACCAAGCUGAAGCCGUAGAAGAUGAUCAUGAUGAAGAUAAAGAGUUUUAUUUAUUUGACGAUAGCAAUGCUUGGAAAAUCGAUGAUGACAGUGAACUCACUGAAGCCUUAAGGACAGAUUUCCAUGAAGCAUGUGCAAAGAAUAAAGAAUAUAUUCUGUCCAGUGGAAUAUUAGUGAGAUCAGACUGUGAAUUUCAAAGAAAUCCUAAUAGAAACCACACGGAACAGAAAAGUAUUAAAACCAGUUUGGAUAGUUUUGAUUUUAACAUUCUUUUCAUAAAUGAAAUAAAAGCUCCCAGAUCAUUCGAAAUUAAGUACACGGAAUAUGUUAACGACUACGACAUAUCAGAGACUCUAACAUUUAGUUUUGAUAGACAGCCUAAUUUGGAGGAACAUCCUGGUCCUAGUCCAAAUGUUCUAUUACAAGCAUUAACAAUGUCGAAUGCAAAUGACGGUAUCAAUUUGGAACGUCUAGAAACAAUUGGCGAUUCAUUUUUAAAAUACGCUAUUACCAAUUACCUCUAUGCCAAAUACGAGAAUGUUCAUGAAGGCAAAUUAAGCCAUCUGCGCUCAAAACAAGUAAGCAAUCUUAAUCUGUACCGCCUUGGUAAGAGAAAAGGACUAGGUGAAUUUAUGAUAGCUACUAAGUUCGAUCCACAUGAUAAUUGGCUUCCGCCUUGUUUCUAUGUUCCGAAAGAACUUGAAGAAGCUCUGAUAGAUGCUCAAUUUCCAGCAAAUUGUUGGACAGUCGCCGAUAUGGCUGCUACACGAAAUAUGACUUUAGAUGAUAUUUGUUCAAUGGUUCGUGAGAGAGGUGAAGGUUAUUCAUUGCCGAAUGUAAUCCCCUAUAAUCUAGUGACACAACACAGUAUACCUGAUAAAAGCAUAGCAGAUUGUGUAGAAGCAGUGAUUGGAGCAUACCUUAUUGAAUGCGGACCCCGUGGUGCUCUCCUUUUUAUGGCAUGGCUAGGAAUAAGAGUUUUACCUAAAAUCGACGACGGAUCUUAUGGUGAAGUUGAGUUGCCACGAUCGCCUCUAUUAAGACAUAUUGCAGAUCCAGAAGGUGAAUUAGAACGAUUACUUGAUGGAUAUGAUAAAUUUGAACGUCACAUUGGAUACAAAUUUAGAGAUCGUUCCUAUUUAUUACAGGCACUAACUCACGCUUCAUACUCUCCAAAUCAACUUACCGAUUGUUAUCAGCGCUUAGAAUUUUUAGGAGAUGCAGUACUGGAUUACUUGAUUACCAGACAUCUUUAUGAAGACCCAAGAAUGCACUCACCUGGCGCUUUAACUGAUUUGAGGUCAGCUUUGGUAAAUAACACAAUAUUUGCAUCUCUGGCAGUUCGAAAUGGUUUUCAUAAAUAUUUUCGGCAUUUAUCACCUGGAUUAAACGAAGUUGUGGAAAAAUUUAUUAGGCUUCAGGAAGAAAGUGGUCAUUCACUUGUCGACGAGUUGUAUCUAAUGGUGGAAACUGAAUGUGAAGAAGUGGAAGAUGUCGAAGUACCAAAAGCAUUAGGAGACGUAUUUGAAUCUGUAGCAGGAGCAAUAUUUUUAGAUUCUGGCAUGUCUCUUGAUGCCGUUUGGAAAGUAUAUUAUAAAAUGAUGAAAACGGAGAUUGAACAAUUUAGCAAUAAGGUACCCAAAUCGCCUAUAAGAGAACUUCUGGAAUUGGAACCUGAGACGGCCAAAUUUGGCAAACCAGAAAAGUUAGCGGAUGGUAGGAGAGUUAGAGUUACAGUAGAAGUAUUUGGGAAAGGUUUGUUUAAAGGAAUUGGUCGUAAUUAUCGUAUUGCAAAAUGUACAGCGGCUAAAUGUGCACUUAAACAUCUUAAACGACGUGGCCUAAUACGAAAAAUUGAUAACUGAUACAAAUCCAGAAAUUCAAAGAUACUGAAAAAAAGAAUUAACUAACACCUAUUAAUGGUUCUAGUAAAAUUUUUAGUAACGCAACAUACAAAUAAUUUUAUAUAGAUAAAUAUGCAAGUAUAUUUAUUUUUAUAAAACUCAUAUAUUGACUGCAUUUUAGGCAUAUAUUAGUGGUCAAAUUAUUGUGACCCCACCAACGAUUUCACAUUAUCUUUGUUAAUUGUUGUAAAUGUAAAUACUCUUAGGUAAGCAAUAAACUGUGGUUUGACCAUUGAUAUAUAUUCGAAUAUAAUAAUAGAAACAUUUUAAAAAGGGUGGCUUUUAACGUAAUGCAAACGGUGCAAUAUUACAAUUUACAUAUAGAAAAUAUUGUAGUGCCAUGAUGUAGUAAUAGUUUUUCACAUAUACAUCAAGUAUUAGACGAAUUCGUAUAUUUAAUAAAAUAGAUCUCUACAAAUCUACACAUUACUGUUAGUGGAACAAAUUUAAAAUUUUCUUUCAAGCGACUUGUUUAAUGUUUUUUUUUUAUUUCACUAUUCCCGUUAAUAUUUCGUAAAUAUCUGCAUUAUUCAUAAUAUUAAUAUCUGUGAUCUUAAUAAGAAAAUAUAUCUUAUUUGAACAGAAUACAUAAAUUAUCAAUACAUGAACGCACGAUCCAUAGGUAUAGAAGAAUAUACAAAAUAAGAAAUCAAAAAUGAAACUAUCCGUACUUAAAUUUUAAAUAAAACAUUAUUGCUCACUACCAAAUAUAAGUUUUACACUAGACUACAUGUGUAAUAAGUGACCUGGUGGCAUUUCUAUAAGUUUUUUUUUGCCCAGUCACAAUGCAUAAGUUUUUUUGCUCUAUCACAAUGUAAAGUGGACCACUAAACAUUUAUUUUUAGGUAGGUGACUUAAGGAUAGAUGUUCUAGAUGAUUUUUUUUUUCUUACUAUUGGCUUUUCAAUUCACAUACCUACCUAGAUACUGCUAGGUUGGAAAUAAUUUUACCACUCUUAUCGAAUCACUUAAUGCAGUGGUUCAAUUGAGUGCUAACUUUUAGCUAACGUAAAUGUUGUGAAUUGAAAAGCUCAUUUGUUUUUAGUAGCAUAUCGUUAUUGUUAUAUAUAUA